This is a messenger RNA of Epinephelus fuscoguttatus (brown-marbled grouper), 1763 nucleotides long. RefSeq names its product protein C19orf12 homolog. NCBI's taxonomy places the organism in Eukaryota, Metazoa, Chordata, Actinopteri, Perciformes, Serranidae. The record is from RefSeq and is a predicted model, not a curated record. The transcript is spliced from 3 exons. Bases 137 to 562 code for a protein of 141 amino acids.
CAUCAGGCAUUGCGGGCGUAGUCAUGCAAGCUCAGACAUCAAGAAUAGCCAGCUGAUAAGAGCAUGGUCACUCUCUUGUUAACAUUGUAAACAUAGACCUGACGAAUAUUGAUGAGGAUUUAAUAACACAGCAAGUAUGUGUCAUCGAAUUGAUGAUGUUAUGAAGCUGUGUUGUGAGUUAUCUGCCAAUCAGCAAAUCCGGACCACAGUGACAGGCUCAGGGAAGGGAGCGGCAGCAGCUGGAGGGCUGGCCUUCGCUGGAGGGCUGGUCGGGGGUCCUCUUGGCAUUGCAGUCGGUGGUGCUGUCGGAGGACUUCUGGGCUGCUGGCUGACCAGUGGACAAUUCAAACCGCUGCCUCAGAUCAUAAUGGAGCUCAGUCCUGAGCAGCAACAGAAGCUUUAUGGUGACCUCAUGGCCAUCCUGGGAGACAUUCAGUGGACUGAUGUGGCUCAGCUAACUGCUCUAGUGAUGGGAAACGCCACCCUGAAGCAACAGGUUACAGCUGCCCUUCUCGGGUACAUCACCAAGGAGCUGCAGGCGGAGGUGCACUAUGUGGAUUAGUGUCUGUGGAAAAACUGGGAUAACCUGACUCAAAGGUGCACAUACGCAGGAGGACGGAGUGUGAACUGAUUUUGUGAAGCUAAAGAGACUCUUGAUCAAAUGUGAAAUCACAUGUUGUGAAAUUGCACAGGCACCAUCACAGUCCUGGUAACAGUAUGCUGGUUAGCAGCAUAUUGUGAAAACAGCUGUUUAACUGGAUUAAAUUAUUACAGGAAGUGCAUCAAAUGAAGGAAUUAUUUAUUCAUUGAGCCUUUCAUGGUACUGAUAAUCGUGGUUCAGCUACACUCAUUUUAAUGUCUGAAUACAUAGGAUUAUGCCUUGAAUGAAUGCCAAAUGUGCAGUGUGAAAUAUUGUGGUUUGAUGGAAAUUUAUUACAUUUAAAGGAAUUCUUUACCCACAAAAUGACCAUCUAUAUACCUAUCAGUUUAUUCUUGCCAUCUUACCUUUUCUUGCAUGCCUCUGGUAAACGAAGAAUCCAAAAACGGUAAUACUGUAUUUGUUUAAAAACUCUCAGACAACCUGUUUAGUAUAAUCCAAGUCUCAUGUGUCCAGUCGUACCCUCAGUGCUUCCCAAACAUGUUGCAUUGUCUUGGCUUCAGCCCUUUCUGACCAGCACUAAAAGUAAUAAUAAUAUUAAAAAUAAACUUAAUUCAUAUAGCACCUUUUAUACAAGAAAUGCAGCACAAAGUGUUUUACAAUAAAGACAGUUAAAGUCUGAGUGCUUCACAUGAAAACAGACAGAAUGGACAUAAAACAGACGAGGCUAUUUAAUAUGAAAGGACAUUAUAAACAGUUAAACACAUGGAUUAAAUGAUACCAAAAAAUCAUGGAGUUGUAAAACUACAAAUCAUAAAAACAAUCAAGCAGCGUGAAGCGUGAAUAGAAAGUAGAAGUGUGAAAGUGAAAGCAUAGAUAAGUUUAACUUUUAAUCAAGGCCAGAAAAGGACUGAAGGUGGGGCAGUGCCCCCAAGGAUUUCAAUUAAUCAACAAUGUUUGUAAUGUUUUUGGAUUCUUCGAUCACAUGUGAGGCAUGUGAGAUAAACAAUGUUUUCUUUAACAAUUCAAGAUGAUGCGGCAUGAAAAAUCCAUAUAUAAAUGCUUAUUUUGUGGGUGAAGUAUUCCUUUAAGAAUAGGAGUUAACCAGCAUAUAUGUACAGUAUAUUGUAUUGAAAUGAUUUCAUCAAUAAAAACAAAAAAAGUU